AAUGCUGCUAUUUUUGAAGGAAUGGGUUGACUCCUGGUAUGAAGUUAUGAACGAAUACAAUCAAACUGACUUAGAAUCUUCAAAUUGCACAAAUCGACGAAAGUUGUUCAUUGCAUCAGAUGAACUUAAAGAUGUGGUAAAAGAGGCUAAGAUUAGAUGGGGAAAUAAAUAUGAAAUUUAUCACGGACCAUUUAACACAAAAAGUAUGUUAUAUAAAAAUAUAUAA
Molecule: messenger RNA, 226 nt
Organism: Meloidogyne enterolobii
Lineage: Eukaryota; Metazoa; Nematoda; Chromadorea; Rhabditida; Meloidogynidae
Source: the annotation of a GenBank genome assembly